GGCCUUCAUUUCCCAGAAGCCUCAGCCACGUUGGCCAAUAGUGUGGGAUUCUGGGAGCUGGAGUCCAAAGUCCCUUAAAGAGCCCAGUUUAGAGACCACCACUGUGGCAGUGGACUCCAUUUCAGGUUCUGUCACUAAGAAACCCGAGAGCCAGAGCGGUGUGAUGCUUUUGUGUGGCGUUAGGGCCCUCCCUACACGAGCCACUCCCUCUCUCCCAGCCUCAGAGGGAGGCGAUAAAGAAGCAAGUUCUGCCCAGAACGACACCAAGAAGCCCCUCAGGAGAGGCCCCUGGUCGCGUGACGCCCAACGUCCCAUGAAGGGAGGCAGCGCGGCGGGACGCGGCGGGACUGAGUCGCAGCCGGCCGCCAUCUUGUCCCUCCGACGGACCAUGCGGGGGCGCUCCCUCCCCGCUGCCUUCGCCUUCUCCUUCGCCUUCUCCUCGGCGCUGCUGUGGCUGCUGCUCAGAGAAGCCUGGGCCCAGAGGAACGUAACACAGGGAAAACGACGCAUGGAUAUCCUUGUGCCUAUGCUGCUUUUUCAUUUCAGAGAUGUAUCUGUAGGGAAGCCGCUCGCAGUGGCACAUGAAACCACUACCACACAAGAAUGUGGAUUGAGACCUGCUAUGGGUCCUGGAACCGGGCCUCGGAUUGUAGGUGGACAUGAUGCUCACCCUGGAGCAUGGCCGUGGCAAGUUAGUCUUCAGUUUUAUGAAAUUGGCCUAGGAUAUAUCCAUCUAUGUGGUGGAUCAUUAAUUACCAACAUCUCAGUGGUGACAGCAGCACACUGCACAAAAGCAUCAACGAACCCAGACUUUUGGAGGGUUGUGAUUGGCUUGCAUCAUCUUCAUAAAUACAGCUCUUAUACUGUAAACCGCCGAGUGAACACUAUCACAAUCCAUUCUAAGUAUAAUACGGAUAACUAUGAGAAUGAUGUUGCCUUGUUUAAGUUUGUAAAACCUAUCAAAUUCAGUGAAUAUGUUCAACCCAUCUGCUUACCUGAACAAAAUUCGAUUGAACCUUCGUAUCCAUGUUUCAUUACUGGAUGGGGACACACAACAGAGAAAGGUCGUGGGAAACUUAUAUUACAAGAAGCUCAAGUAGAUAUUAUUCCACUGAAUAAAUGUAAUCGAUAUAACGGGUAUGGAGGAAGACUAACAUCAAAGAUGAUUUGUGCUGGCUCUGAAAGUGGGCGUGUUGAUAGCUGCCAGGGAGACAGUGGUGGGCCUCUGAUGUGCUAUGUCCCACAUGCUGCCAAGUUUUAUCUGGUAGGAAUCACCAGCUUUGGAUACGGUUGUGGUCGACCCAAACAUCCAGGAGUCUAUGUUCGUUUACUCAGUUUCAGACGUUGGAUAGAUACUCGUCUACGUAGUAAAGCCACUACUGUGAGCUUCCAGUGUUUUGUGACUAUGGGGUGGGUACUCUUCUAUGCUGGUUUAUGAGGAUACAAACUUCUCAUCUGUUGCAGUAGAAUGAUAUUGGAUUUCUCUUUACACUUAUUGCUUCCUCUUGGUAAAGUGUCAUUCAAAACAUUCAUUGUUUAACAAUCAACAUACUAUUUUCUCUCCAAUGUCUGAGUUACAUUCAGAAAUAUAUUUCCAGUGUAGUUUUAAAGACUAAGCCCAAUAAAGACUUAUGGGUUUACAUGUGUAAACCUUAAGGACUGUAAUUAAAAUGAAUAAUAUUUUUCUAAAUUGACUAAAACAUGUAAAUGAAUAUGAUUUUUAAAAAGCAACACUGAAAAUAAUAAGUAGCAUAUAGUGGAAAUGGCUGUUCACCCAGUAUAUUACUGUUGAUUUAUACAAUUCAAACCAUACAAUUUGAAAUACAUAUUUUGAUAUUGCAGGAUAUAAUAAACAAUAUAAAUGAUACAAAUGACAUUGUAUUUAACAUAGCAUUUUUCAAAUAAAAUGAUUGCAA
Messenger RNA from Sceloporus undulatus (fence lizard), 1916 nucleotides. RefSeq names its product transmembrane protease serine 12-like. The coding region runs from base 164 to 1438 and encodes 424 amino acids. The transcript is spliced from 6 exons. Gene Ontology annotation, biological process: proteolysis; acrosome reaction. NCBI's taxonomy places the organism in Eukaryota, Metazoa, Chordata, Lepidosauria, Squamata, Phrynosomatidae. The record is from RefSeq and is a predicted model, not a curated record. Gene Ontology annotation, molecular function: serine-type endopeptidase activity.